This is a messenger RNA of Uloborus diversus, 961 nucleotides long. Its product is annotated as CDAN1-interacting nuclease 1-like. Bases 55 to 927 code for a protein of 290 amino acids. The record is from RefSeq and is a predicted model, not a curated record. Lineage: Eukaryota; Metazoa; Arthropoda; Arachnida; Araneae; Uloboridae. The transcript has 11 exons.
ACGGAAACGAAAAAUGUUUAUUUGCUCAUACAUUUUAUUUCCGCUUUCAGUAAAAUGAAACGUAGUUAUUAUAAAAAAAUAAUUGAGAAAUUGAAUGAACUACGGAAGAGAGAUUGCUUAGCUCAAUUAAGUGCUUGUUUCCCCGAUGUGUCUUCAGCUGCUUUGGAAAGUAUCAUCGCUCAAGAAAUUGUGAAAAAAACUAAGAAAACUACGCACUAUCAUUUAAGCAAGGCAGAAAUAUAUUAUAAAAGAUAUUUAGAAGAAAAAGAGAAAGAAGGAACAAAGCCAGGAUUUCUUUUAAAACUUGCUGAUAAGAUUGAUUUUAGUCCUGCAUUACUGGCAAAACUUAUAUUAGAACAACAUUUUAAAGAGUCAAAAGAAGAUUCUAAUAAUGGAGGUUUUGAAACAGCUUCAAAAUUUGACAUAUCUGAAAUGUUGAAGAAUUCAACGCUCAUUGAUGAUCCUGAUUUAGCAGUAGAAACACGUUUAUGUAUUCUAUCAGAUGAGACCUAUGGCUGUGUUUCAGAUGUUGUUAAAAAUUCUGUGGGUGAAGAGUUCGAAACUAAGCUUCAAAAUCAAUUAACUGAGCUUGGUCUUUCCUAUUCUGAUGAAAAUCAAUUGCGUAAAAGAGGUUAUGACAAAACUCCUGACAUCAUUUUAGAUAUUCCCAUAGCCAUUGAUGAUCAUGUUGUAAAUUGGAUUGAAAGCAAAGCUUCAUUUGGCGAUGAUGAAAGGCAUGAAGAAUAUUUAAAGAAGCAGUAUAAAAGUUAUUAUUACAGGUUUGGUCCUGGACUUGUGAUUUACUGGGCUGGCUUUAUAGAUGAACUCAAUACUAACCAUGAAUGUGAUAUAAUAAUAAGUGAUACAAUGCCAACUAAUAUUACUCGAAUGGAUCCUUCUCUGCUUAUGAAAAGAGAUGUUUCAUGAGAACAUUUUUGAGUUCUCAUAGUAUUUAUAAACA